AUGCGCCUCGCCUGGACGGCGCUGCUGCUGCUGGGGCCGCUGCGGCUCUGCCCGGGGCUCCGCGGCGCCCCGCCGCCCGCGCCCUCCGCGCCCGCCGCGCCCGCCGCGCCCGCCGCGCCCGCCGCGCCCGCCGCGCCCGCCGCGCCCGCCCCGGCCCCCGCCGCCCCCGCCGCCCCGGGCGCCUGGCGCCAGGCGAUCCGCUGGGAGAACAACGGGCAGGUGUUCCGGCUGCUGAGCGCGGGCCCGCGGUACCGGCCGCCCCGCCGCCGGGGCCCCGCCGCCGCCCGCACGCCCGUCCUGCUGCUGCGCGACAACCGCACGGCCCCGGGCGCGCCCCGCAGCCCGCGCCCCGCGCCCCGCGCCCCGGAGCGCAUGCAGGGCGACGACCCGUACAACCCGUACAAGUACUCGGACGACAACCCCUACUACAACUACUACGACACCUACGAGCGCCCGCGGCCCGCCGGCCGCCCGCGCCCCGGCUACGGCACCGGCUACUUCCAGUACGGUCUCCCGGACCUGGUGCCCGACCCCUACUACAUCCAGGCCUCCACGUACGUGCAGAAGAUGGCCAUGUACAACCUGCGCUGCGCCGCCGAGGAGAACUGCCUGGCCAGCUCGGCCUACAGGGGCGACGUGAGAGACUACGACCACAGGGUGCUGCUCAGGUUCCCCCAGAGAGUGAAAAACCAAGGGACGUCCGACUUCCUCCCCAGCCGCCCGAGAUACUCCUGGGAGUGGCACAGUUGUCACCAACACUACCACAGCAUGGAUGAAUUCAGCCACUACGACCUGCUGGACGCCAACACCCAGAGGAGAGUGGCUGAAGGCCACAAAGCCAGCUUCUGCCUUGAGGACACCUCCUGCGACUAUGGCUACCACAGGCGAUUCGCGUGUACCGCACACACCCAGGGGUUGAGUCCCGGUUGUUACGACACCUAUGCUGCAGACAUAGAUUGCCAGUGGAUUGACAUCACGGAUGUGCAACCCGGGAACUACAUCCUAAAGGUCAGUGUCAACCCCAGCUACCUGGUGCCUGAAUCUGACUACAGUAACAACGUGGUCCGCUGUGACAUUCGCUACACCGGACACCACGCCUACGCCUCGGGCUGCACAAUUUCACCGUAUUAAAAAAAGCAAGCCAGACUCCCAGUGGAUAAUUGAGUGCCUGGUGUUCUGCAGUGGGAGAAAAUAGAUUAGUUUCAGUAGGAUCUACGGGAUUUUGGAAAAGAGGACAGAAACAACAAAGGAAAUUUUAUUUGGACUGUUUUGCAACAAAGCACAUAACUGGAUUUUGAAUAUUUAAAUAAGCAUUCUUCAAAGAGUUUCAAACACUUAUUUCCAUUACUUUGUGAAUAACUCAGUGUUUUGAUUCGGCAAGUGCAUACGCAACUCUCUCAGAAAUCUAAAAUUUCUUCUGCUUCUUUUGAAACUAUACUGCAAAAGGGAAAAACAAUAUCUUAAAGAUAGAGCCAAAGUUAUUUUGAUUAGUCCCUAACAUGCUGAAACUUAAGUGAAACACAAUAAUGUGCUCAUUGGUGUAAUAAUGGGCUCAUGUGUGUCUAAGUGUAGAUUAACUUAGAAAUGAGGCUCUUAGUGUGUAAAUAAUGUUUAAACGGGGACAGAUUUGGUGCUGAGAACGGGAGAAACAUAUGACUAUUGGUAUGAAGAGAUAUUUCUAUAUAGUAGAGAAAUGGUAAUAGAUAUGUUCAAAUAGUUACACCCCUAUAGAAAAAUUAUGUUUACAUUUUAAAAUCAGAUAUCUUCCUUUCGGUCCGGUGCACAGUCUCAUUCUGACUUGAGUCCACUUUCGUUUUGGGAUGCCCAGUUUCUGUCUGAUUCUUGUUGAUCGGUCUCUCUGCUCACUUGUGGGCUUUUUCAUGGGCAGGGGUAUUUCUAGUGGCGCUCUGUGAAUGACCAUUCUCCAGGUUGACAGACAUAGGACCAGCGAGUAGCCGGAAAAGCCAGAGCAUAGGUGUGAUAUCCACAAGCAGCCCGCUUCUAAGCCCAGUGUAGUCUAAGCCCGAGCCGAGUCCUCCUUCGCUCAAAAGUGAUAGCGUCUGUAAAACCAUAACUGCCUGUCAAAGUCUAUAAAGAUCAUGAAAAACACGCUCGGUUUUUCAACUGGUCUACAUUUCUAAUAUCCAGGUGUUGGCAAAGGAAUGCUAAAAACGUUCAAUCAGACUAGACGACAGUUUGCCUAGAAUGCUGCAAUGGUCGCUCGCUCCGGGCUAGCCAGGUUACUCGCUCUGGCUGCGCGGGUUUUUGGGCGUGAAGGAGGAAAGCGGGAAGCGUUGUGAACUUGAGGAGCUGCUGGGUGAGGGAAAGAAAGAGGCCCAGCAAACCUGAGGACUGUACUCCAUGACAAGACGGCUGCGAUCUUAUUUUAAACUGUGAAACGCAAGGGGACCAAAGAUUCUGAAGAACCUGUUAUUGUCCUGAAAUUCAGAGGUGCGGAAAGGAAUCGCAUUUAGACUCUUGACGUUCCUGGUGCUUAUGCAGAAACUUGGCUCCGUUGACCAGUAGUGAGUUGUUGCGUCUUUUGCGUCAGUGCUGCGCAGUUGGCGCCGAUGGCGGAUACCGCGGUGCACUCACGGGUUCCGAGAGGCAGGAUGGAGCGCCGGGCAGAGCACCGGAUCCCGGCCAGCCCGAGGGCUCACUUAGCGGUGAGCACAGGCAGAACUUCCGCUCACCUCUGCCUGAGCUGUGGGGUUGCUUGCUGCAAGCACCUCUUUGCCUUCAAGUGCUUUUUAGUUUUAAGAUUGUAGAAUGAAUCAUUGACAUUAUAAUCUUUCUAAUAGAGAUAUUUCAAUAUACUUGCUGUAAAAAAAAAAACACCCCAAAACUACUGUCAGUAUUAAUAGUAAGCCUGACUGGCACCGUCUUAAGUUCUAUUGUUUCACUAAGAUUUGUAUCCCUAGAAACCAGCCAAUAUCAUGGCCUCUCUCUCUAUGGAAAAUCACAUUUCCAGUCAUUUCAGUGAGGCUUUUCAUCUGAGUGCACCCGUCAUCAGUUGAAGUCCUGUGUAGUGUAAGUCAUUUACUCACACCUUGGACGUUGGGACCUAAGAAAGAACAUCUCUAACUUCAGUAAAUACAACAAAAAACGUCCCGAUGUCCCCAUUGGGUUCAACUCGUUCAUUUUUAACAACAAGAAGUAAGUGUCUACAAAUUUCCAUUUUAAGCUCUUAUUUCUCAUGGCCAUAUUUUAUUUCUCAAAAAUAAACAAAAUUUCAGCCUUCUGCUGUGUAUGAGCAACUCAGGCUUGUGAUGCUAGCUGGUCACGAGCCUCAGACCUGAGGCUCUCAGUUCAAAGCCGGC
Molecule: messenger RNA, 3320 nt
Organism: Perognathus longimembris pacificus (Pacific pocket mouse)
Lineage: Eukaryota; Metazoa; Chordata; Mammalia; Rodentia; Heteromyidae
Gene: Lox
Product: lysyl oxidase
Exons: 7
Coding region: 1-1131 (376 amino acids)
Biological process (GO): peptidyl-lysine oxidation
Molecular function (GO): copper ion binding; protein-lysine 6-oxidase activity
Source: RefSeq, a predicted model, not a curated record